UUUCAUAACCUUUUUAUUUCGGUUCUACCGGUUGCGAUAUUCGCGUGUCGCUGAGGAUUGACGAAACUUCUUGCGUUUAGUUUACGGUUCUACGAUUCUGCGAGUUUUACGAACAACUGUACAGCGAAUUUAGGGUGUAUCUGUUCUCACAAUGUUUCGAUUACUUGCUUCGCUGCGCGCACAAAGUGGAACGCUGAUUGCCACUGCAACUAGUUCGCUGGUGAGAACUGACAACACAUUGUUGGCAAAAGGUGUCCGUAAUUUAACAGUGAGUUCAAAAUUAUUCAGCGAUGGGCCGCAAAUCCAGAAACCUGCUCCGGAAUUCUCUGGUACUGCGGUAGUUAAAGGUGACUUCAAGGAAAUUAAAUUGAGCGACUACAAAGGGAAAUACGUUGUUUUGUUUUUCUACCCGUUAGAUUUUACGUUUGUUUGUCCGACGGAGAUAAUUGCAUUUAGCGAAAAGGUCUCAGAAUUUAAAGCCUUGAAUACACAAGUGAUCGGAGUGUCUACAGAUUCGCACUUUAGUCACUUGGCAUGGAUUAAUACUCCAAGGAAGCAAGGUGGCCUUGGAGGAGAUUUAGGCUAUCCUCUUUUGAGUGAUUUCAAUAAGACCAUAUCAACCAAAUAUAACGUUUUGUUGCAAGAUUCAGGAAUUGCUCUCAGAGGUCUUUUCAUCAUAGACAAGGAGGGAGUUCUUCGACAGUUUUGCAUCAAUGAUCUUCCAGUUGGCAGAAGCGUCGAAGAGACGUUGAGAUUGAUCAAAGCUUUCCAGUUUGUUGAGAAGCAUGGUGAAGUAUGUCCUGCAAAUUGGCAGCCAGAUGCCAAAACCAUUAAACCAAAUCCAAAAGAUAGCAAACAAUAUUUUGAAUCAGUUAAUUAAGCAUGCAUUUAGGGGUUUUGUU
Mycetomoellerius zeteki is the source of this 902-nucleotide messenger RNA. RefSeq names its product thioredoxin peroxidase 3 (gene Tpx-3). Gene Ontology annotation, biological process: cell redox homeostasis; hydrogen peroxide catabolic process; response to oxidative stress. Gene Ontology annotation, cellular component: mitochondrion; cytosol. NCBI's taxonomy places the organism in Eukaryota, Metazoa, Arthropoda, Insecta, Hymenoptera, Formicidae. The coding region runs from base 152 to 880 and encodes 242 amino acids. Gene Ontology annotation, molecular function: thioredoxin peroxidase activity. The record is from RefSeq and is a predicted model, not a curated record. The transcript has 3 exons.